GAGAAAUGGUUUGUUUUCUAUAUAAAGGACAGGGCAAACGACCAUGAUCAGUAUCCCUUCAGCCAGCAGCAGAUUUUAUAAAUAUAUAAAAUUUUAAACCAUGAAGUACGUUCUGUUUGUCGCUGUGAUUUUUGCAUGCGUUUUAGCGCUGCAAGGUCAAAGAUGUGAGAGUGGUAAGGAUUGUAAAGAAGGACAGUGUUGCAUUACUUAUGUACCAAGUGGAUUCUUUUUCCGGUUAGGGCAGUGUAAGAGACUGUUGAAAGAAGGUGAGAAAUGUAUGCCAGAUUUUUUACACGGCCUGGCCGGAAAGGGACGUUAUUUCGUUAAAUGCCCGUGCCAAGAAGGUUUAGAGUGUAUGUCCGAGAACGAAGACGACGAUGACAACGACCAUUCUCACUCUUCCCAUUCUCGUGGUUUGAGAUGUAUGAAUCCAGAUGCAACAGAGGCACCAACUACACAAGAACCAACUGAAUCCGAAGAGGUUAAAAGUUCAGCUGCACCGGAACAAUCUACUACUGAUGCAAAACACCAAAUCACAGAUGAUGUUAACCCAGGUCAUAAUGAUGAUGAUGAUGAUGAUGAUGAUAAAGAAAAUUCUUAAAUAUCCACCAAAGUAAACAAUUUAAUGUCAAUUGCCACGAUUUAAGGGUCAUAAUAUAUAUGUGAAUUCGAGAAUGCAUUUUCGAUAUAAUUAAAAUUAUUCAAUUAUA
Molecule: messenger RNA, 710 nt
Organism: Centruroides sculpturatus (bark scorpion)
Lineage: Eukaryota; Metazoa; Arthropoda; Arachnida; Scorpiones; Buthidae
Exons: 4
Coding region: 101-601 (166 amino acids)
Source: RefSeq, a predicted model, not a curated record